AUGGACGGGCAUGGUCAUGGUGGUGUACCGGUCUGUCCAGAGGGAGCUUCAGUCCAGCUCAAGGGUGCCUGUGGUGAGGAGGAUCCGGUGGGCAUCUUGAACCUCUCGGAUGAGAUCCUUCUGUGUAUACUUUACCAUCUUCCACUUUGUGACCUGCUGCUUAAUGUUGCCAAUGUUUGCCACAAGCUACGAACACUCUGCUAUGACAAGACCCUGCUCACUGAAGUCUGCUUCUCUGACCAUUAUUUGGCCAAUGACAUGAUGGUGGCUCGGACCAUUGACAAGCUAUCUUAUUACGUGCAGUCUCUGAGCCUGAAUGGUUGUUACUGGCUGUCGGGCUCCACUCUAAAGCACCUAUCCCGCUGCAGAGAGCUGACCCAGCUAGAUGUGACUGGGUGCAGACUGACCACCUUGCGGCUGUCUCACCUCCUCUCCUCUCUGUCUCUGCUGCGCUGCCUGGCCUUCGAUGUCACCUCCAGCUUCAGCUCAUCCCAACUCAGCUCCGAGGCCGUGGACACGCUCAGCAGACUUGCGGAGCUCAGACAAUCUCUGCUCACUCCCAGCUACGGGGUAGUUCCAUACUGCGCCAAACUACGAAAACUGAUGCUCCAGUUUGACAUCUCGGACGUCACCAGAGAGGGCCUGGGUGUGUCCUGUCAGCUCAUGGUGGGCCAGAGCAGUGUGCCACAUUACCAGCAGCUUCAAGAGUUCACUGCUCGACUGGCACCAGGAGAGGUAAACCAGACUCUACUGCUACUGUACCUGGCCGUCUUCAGCGUCCACAUUCCCGAGCAUCUGCGUAUCUUCCUGGUGUCCAUCCCGGGCCCAAGUCCUGUCCACUGGCCUUCUGCCCGGACUCUGGCUCAGAGCUUGGGACAGAGAGGCGACCUGGAGGCCUUGCAGUUCCCUCGGACAUGGCUGGACACCCCCUCGCUGAAGCUGGCCUUGGGGGGAAACAGCCCUCGCCAUCUGAGCUUCAGCCGUUGCCCCGCCUUGUGGCCGCAGGUGUUCCAAUCACUCUUGGAGGGAGGGGUGAAAGAUUCGACCCAGCUUACCAGCCUAAACCUUAGCGGGAUUAACCACGUUCUGUACUCUGACUGCCGAAACAUUGACGUUCAGCUACUAGCCUCCACCAUGAGUCGACUUGUAAUCGGCUGCUCAAAUAUAAAGCACUUAAACUUGAUGCACACUCACUAUCACCACGACAAGGCGCCCAGUUUGAACGCCGAAGCGCAUUUGUGCUCCAGUUUGGCUAGUCUGAGAGGCCUGAGCUCGCUUACUGUGCCCGCGUGUGCUCUGUCAGAUGGAGUGAACUCGAAUAACUCAAACACCUCUUGUCCGUCUUCGCUUUUACUUGGCUUGAAAAAAUCUGUGCGCGUAGGCCUUCAGAAUUACAGACCGGACUCUGGACAAGAGUCAUCCGUGGACAGUACUUCAGGAGUGGCCCAGCUGGCAUCAGGGUGUUUGACUUUAGAGACUUUGGAGGUUAUCGGUCCAGGUUUUGUGUCUGCACUCCCCAGACUGGAGCCGUGCACCCGCAGCAGCGUAGAGCCCCGGGGUAUGUGCGCCUGGGCCAGAGGAGUGGGAGAUGCACACAUAGCGGCUCUGGAGGGCUUGAAAAGAUUGAAAUGCCUGACUUUGGCUGGGCUGCCCGGGAUUCUGAAGGGGACAGGGCUGGUGCACAUGGCUAAACAUUGUAAGACCUUGAAAGUGUUGUCGCUGGCCAACAUCGGAGUGGUAAAGGCUAUGAACUAUGCCCCAGCUCUACUGGAGACGCUUCAACAUUGCACACAGCUCCAGGAACUCCGGUUGGAGCAGCCAUACUUGAACGCCAACAGUGCUUUUUUCGAGGCCUUGUCGUGCUGCUCUCGUCUGCGGCGCCUCUGCCUCAUCUCUCGCAGUGGGACUUUCGAGCCCUCGGCCGCAGAGAGCUUCAUGGAGCGUUGCCGGCUGGUGGUCAUGUGUCAUCUGUUCAUGGGAGGGACCCUGGUGGCCUGCCGGACUCUGCAGAAAACACUCAUAGAGAGGUUCUCAGCUGAGCGUCCAGCCCUGAGCGUGGUCAUCUACCCGUUACACCAUGAGGAUCUACCGUCAGUCAUUAGGGACAUCCCACUCACGCUGCUGGACACAGUGACCUUGUUUCAGAGCCACGUUGCUCAGCCGCCACAUUUAUCACCGUACUAG
This is a messenger RNA of Knipowitschia caucasica, 2184 nucleotides long. The record is from the annotation of a GenBank genome assembly. Lineage: Eukaryota; Metazoa; Chordata; Actinopteri; Gobiiformes; Gobiidae.